Molecule: messenger RNA, 2912 nt
Organism: Leucoraja erinaceus (little skate)
Lineage: Eukaryota; Metazoa; Chordata; Chondrichthyes; Rajiformes; Rajidae
Product: homeobox protein Hox-A2-like
Exons: 2
Coding region: 1824-2912 (362 amino acids)
Biological process (GO): regulation of DNA-templated transcription
Molecular function (GO): DNA-binding transcription factor activity, RNA polymerase II-specific; DNA binding
Source: RefSeq, a predicted model, not a curated record
UCGUUUGUGCCACAUUAAAUAUUUCCAUUGAUAUAGAUUUAAAGAUAAAGUUAAUUUCACUGCAAUUCAAGUGGACCCCGCAUUUCCAGAGAAUUAAUGUGCAGAAUGUGACUGUGUUAGGGAGGCGGCGGUGGCUGUCUGCUACAUCCGAUGCUACCCGGUUUAGUUGGCCCAGUGCUGAGCUGGGCAGCGAGUGCCGUGGGAACCGUAGGGGCUCCCGGCCGCUGACUGCCGUCUCUGUCCACACCCGCAACCCCAACCCAUACACCGCCAUCUUGUUCACAAGCUCAGCAGGGCCGUUGUAAUCCCUUCAGCAACAAAGAUAUCCCCCAGGCAGUGAAAAAGUGCAUGUCCCUAUUUUAAGGUGCAAAUAAACUGUUUACCUUCCAGCUUCGAAAUCGCCAGCGCUUUGGGGAAUGACAGCAACUAACAAUCUUGUGUAGAAUAUUGCAAUAAAGCCACUACAGGACUUUAAAUCCUCUCUUAAUUUAAUUUACCUCGUUUAAUUUAUUUCAUUAUAACACGUCUAAUGACAAAGCUAAUGCUGGAUGUGGGUACAAUGCAGAUUGUAAUGCACAAUAAACAGCUCCUCGGCGGCUGUUGGUCAUCAUUAACGCCAACGCUGGAAAGGGAUCCUUCAGCCUUGUUUUCUUAUUAAGCCACCCACACGUCAAAAAAUGCCAAAUGUUGUCUUUCUAGCAGAAGGGAGUAAAGUCACCCACUCACUCUACUUAUUCCCGAAAACCGAUACGAAUUCACUGGGAUAACACACAGAAAUGUAAUGGUGCAUUUCGACCGAUUUUUGGAGCAUGAAAUAUUAUGUGAAUGCGAGCGGGGGAAAAUAUAACAAAUAUUGUGCUUACUAAUUCGCCAAUAAUGUAUUGCAGAAUAAUCCGCAGCCUGGAGGAUGAAGUGGCAAAUAAUUUACAAAUAUUGUUACAAAAUGUGGAAAGUUGGUAAAUGGCGACAGCUGUAUUCAGAGAGGGUCUCCGAGAUAUUACUUCAGGAAGAUUUAAAGAAAUGGCUUGUGGGUGUUUAUGAAUGCAACGAAUAACAAAUGAACGGAAGUUGUUUGUAAACAUGGUGCGCUGCUCCAGAUGGGAAAAUUGAAUGGUGCUUGUUGAGGCUGUGCAGACACCGAACAAAUUGCACGAUUAAAACAAUUUCUAAUGGCCCAAAGGGGAAAAUGAAAGUAAAGCUAGAACUGUUUACAAUGCUAGUUUAUAUUCAUGGUAAAAUCCAGAGUGUGUCUGCAAGUAAUUCUCCUUUUUGCGUUUGCCAACUCCAACUGUCCAGGGUCCUGCUUUGACCACAGCUUCUGUCCAUUAUUCUAUAAGGAAGAGUCUUGCGAUCUUUGUCAGAGCUCGGAAGAUUAAUUGAUUUGUCGUUUAUUACUCGACUGCAUACAUUUGCUAGCAGGACUCGACUCAAAUGUUCCUUUCUGCUCCAUGAAACAGCCACACACCAAGAGAAGAAUAUUUUGUAGUCCCUACAUUUCUUACUUGAUAAAACCACUUCCUCAAUACCCACCCCGACAUGAUAUGACCUAUAAAAGGCAGAGGAAAUUUACCUACACCUUCAUGUACUAUAUUUCAGAAUCGUUGAGAAAGCCGGUCUUAUUUUCCACUCUUACCAUUGGUUCUGGCGAUCAUGUGACGAUAAAACCAGCCUCAUCUCAACGUCGGGACCGUCUAUUCAAUAGACAUAGUUUAAUAAUAGCACACUCCCUUAGCGUUUGCAAUCAGUAUAUUUUAUAAAUAUACAUUUUUUUUUCAAAAUAAUUGUCAAAUAAGCAAUUUUCCACCGAUUCUCCCCGAGCAGAAAUGAACAGCGAAUUUGAGCGAGAGGUUGGUUUUAUCAAUAGUGAGCCGUCGCUUGCCGAGUGCCUGCCAUCCUUGCCUCCUGUAAGCGAGACAUUUCAAAGUUCAUCAAUCAAGAACUCGACGCUUUCACAUUCGACACUGAUUCCUCCUCCUUUUGAGCACAGCUUCUGCAGCUUGGACCCUGGUAACACACACCAAAAUGGGAAAACCCACACUUCAAAAGGCAUUGGUCGGUCCACGUUAAGGGAUAAACCUCUGGAAUACCCGUGGAUGAGAGAGAAGAAAAAACACAAGAAAAAAACUAUCCCCGCGCCAGGAUCAGUUUCGUCUUGUUCUUCCAAUGAAGAAAACGAAGAGCUCAAUGAGCCGGAUAACGGGAGUCCUUUUGACAGUUCCAGGAGACUACGAACCACUUACACUAACAAUCAGCUGUUGGAGCUUGAGAAGGAAUUUCAUUACAAUAAAUACCUUUGUAGACCACGGAGGGUAGAAAUCGCAGCUCUCCUCGAUUUAACAGAACGGCAAGUCAAAGUCUGGUUUCAGAACAGGCGCAUGAAACACAAGAGGCAAACUCGAUUCAAACAAAGCCAAAAUGCCGAAUCAAAGCGCCACGUUGCCAACAGUGUUAAUCAGAGUGGAUUUUCCACGAGAAGUUUUGAGGCACCUUUAAAUAAAAUGUUGAGUUCAUUAUACAGUGAAAGCACUACAAAGCAAGAUAUAUGUGGUCUUACACAUAAAGAUACAUUGAGCGAUAUCGGCAGGGAUCUGCUCAGUGUUGGUACCUCUCUGAUCCCCACUGAGGGAUCGGAGAACUAUCCUUUCCCUCAGAGUUCAGAUGAAACCGACUGCCUGCUACCUAUACUGAAGAACUGCUCAGCUGGAACAAGCCCCAGUAGUCCGGAGAGCUUCAGUAUCCCAUCUCUGGAGGACUUAGACAAAAUUACAAUCGAACCCCGUCUAGAUCUGCUGGAAGAUUUACCUCAUAUGUCUUUGUUGGAAAACGAAGACACGCUGGCUAUUCCGUCCAAUGUGUUUGACUUUUUAAGUGACAGUUUUAGUUCCACUGAUUUGCAGCAAUUGCAGUUUUAG